AUGAAGAUGUUCCACCGUGGCAACAACGGGCUCAUCAUAUGUAAUUUUAUGAUUUUUGCCCUCUCCUUAUUUCCCAAUUUAUCAUACCUGCAUUACUGCAUCUGUUACAAGUAG
This is a messenger RNA of Lathyrus sativus (Indian pea), 114 nucleotides long. The record is from the annotation of a GenBank genome assembly. Lineage: Eukaryota; Viridiplantae; Streptophyta; Magnoliopsida; Fabales; Fabaceae.